Molecule: messenger RNA, 2507 nt
Organism: Bubalus bubalis (water buffalo)
Lineage: Eukaryota; Metazoa; Chordata; Mammalia; Artiodactyla; Bovidae
Gene: MBOAT4
Product: membrane bound O-acyltransferase domain containing 4
Exons: 3
Coding region: 837-2147 (436 amino acids)
Biological process (GO): lipid modification; peptidyl-serine octanoylation
Cellular component (GO): endoplasmic reticulum membrane
Molecular function (GO): serine O-acyltransferase activity
Source: RefSeq, a predicted model, not a curated record
AUGGCUGGUCAGGGACAGCACGGUAAUGCUCUGGGCUCAGUAGAUGGACCUCAACUCGCAUGAGGCUUCUUGUUCUUGUCUUACUUCUGGGCAGUGUCUCUUGGAUUGCUUGUCCACACCCUAAAGAAAAGCUUCUCUUUAAAUAUUCCUCUCCACAUGUUUUCUUCCUUAAAACCUUUUGAAUUUUAACAAGCACUUACUGAGCACAUCAUACACACCCAGCACUGUUCUAUGUGCAGGGAAUACAGCAAUAAAAACAAAGUUCCUCCCCUGUAGAGCUCACAGGGAGACAGGCAAUAAACUAAUCCAGAAAUAGAUAUACAAGGGCUGGUGACCAGUACUAUAAAAAAGAAUAGAGCAUAAGGAAAUAGUAUAAGGAGCACAGGGAGGAAAUGGUUGGGAGAGUCUUCCUAGUCUUUGAGAACCUGCCUCCCUUUCUCACAGCUCACGUUCUUGCUCUCCCUUCCUAAUCCAGUGAGUGAACUGUCCUCAAUGGGAAAAUGAGAUUUUUCAUUUACUUAGUGAAAAGAAUAUGACAGUCAGAUGACUGGAAAGGCAAAUACUGCAGUAUAUAAACAAAACCAGAACUUCUGAAAGCAGUGCUUUUGUACAUGUCCUUGUUAAGUGAUAUAACACCAAAUACGUUUUGGUUUCUAUAGUGAGUUCCCUUUAUCAGAAAGCCAACUUUUUAUACUGCUUAUCUCCAGUGCUUUUGUUUGCCUUUUGCUCACCCUUCCUAAACCAUAUAAAAAGAUCAGAGAACCUGGUUGAGACUUCUCUUUCAGGAAAGCAUCAGUUAAGGACUCUAGGAAGGACAGCGUCUUUUGUUCCAGUUCAUGAUGGAUUGGCUCCAGCUGUUCUUCCUUGAUCCUGUAUCACUUUAUCAAGGAGCUGCUUUUCCUUUUGCACUUCUGUUUAAUCAUCUCUGCAUUAUGGAUUCAUUUUCCACUCAGGCCAGGUACCUGUUCCUCCUGGCGGGAGGCGGUGCCCUGGCCGUGGCUGCUAUGGGUGCCUUCGCUGUGCUGGUUUUCAUCCCCGCCCUGUGCACGGUGGUCCUCAUCCACUCGCUUGGCCCCCAGGAUGUCCACAGGCCGACCUUCCUCUUUCAGAUGACCUGGCAGACGCUGUGCCACCUGGGUCUGCACUAUACGGAGUAUUAUCUGCAAGAAGCUCCUUCUACAAGGUUCUGCAUCACUCUCUCUUCGCUCAUGCUCUUGACCCAGAAGGUCACAUCCCUGUCUCUGGAUAUUCGUGAGGGGAAGGUGGUAGCACCAUCAGGACGCAUCCCUAACAAGAACUCUUUGUCUGAGCAUCUGCGUGCGGCUCUUCCCUAUCUCAGCUACUUGCUCUCCUUCCCUGCCCUCCUAGGAGGUCCGCUGUGCUCCUUCCAGAGGUUUCAGGCUCGAGUUGAAGGGCCCAGCAGUUUGUGGUCCAGGCACUCUUUCUGGGCUCUGACCUGGAGGGUGCUGCAGAUCCUGGGACUGGAGAGUCUGAAGGUGAUCGUCAGCGGGGUGGUGGGCGUGGGGGCAGGACUCGGAGGCUGCCGGCAGCUGCAGUGCGUCUUCAUCCUGUGGUCCACGGCCGGGCUCUUCAAACUCACUUACUACUCCCACUGGCUCCUGGAUGACUGCCUCCUCCGUGCGGCCGGCUUUGGAUCUGAGUUAGGUCGCAGCCCGGGUGAGGAGGGACUCCUCCCCGAUGCGGACAUUUGGACACUGGAAACGACCCACAGGAUAGCCCUGUUCACCAGGAAGUGGAACCAGAGCACGGCUCGGUGGCUCCGACGCCUGGUUUUCCAGCAGCGCAGGACCUGGCCCUUGUUGCAGACGUUCCUUUUCUCGGCCUGGUGGCACGGUCUCCACCCGGGGCAGGUGUUCGGUUUCCUCUGCUGGGCUGUCAUGGUGGAAGCCGACUACCUGAUUCACGCCUUCGCCAGCGUGUUCAUCAGCUCCUGGCCCACGCGGCUGCUCUACAGAGCCCUGGCCUGGGCCCACACCCAGCUCAUCAUCGCCUACAUAAUGCUGGCCGUGGAAGCCAGGAGCCUCUCGUCUCUCUGGCUGCUGUGGAAUUCUUACAGCAGUGUUUUUCCCACGGUGUACUGUAUUUUGCUUCUCCUGUUAGCUAAGAGAAAGCAUAAAUGUAACUGACAUCUUUCCCAUCCCUCCUCUCAUAUGCCCCAUGAAACAGAUGAUAGAAAGUACUAGAUGGCACCUGUGUGCAUGUAUUUGCACUUUUCCAUGAUAAAAGUUGUGUGUUUGUUUUUUUUUUUAAGUAAUGGAUGUAUAUAUCUGAUGUCUUGACAUGGAAAUCUGUGUAUCUACUUUAAUGAUAUAUUAUUGAUGCUGAUACUGAGGAUCCAGAAAGGAAAAAGACAGGAUUUCUUCCCUUAGGGGUUACAGUUUAUGUGCAGAAGCAAAGUUUAGGUUUAAUAUGAUACAUAAAAAUACAAGGUACUUUAAUGUUUAUACAUGGAAUCUAGAAAAAUGGUACUGAUGAACCUAUUGCAG